This is a messenger RNA of Penicillium maclennaniae, 201 nucleotides long. RefSeq lists its product as uncharacterized. The transcript has a single exon. Lineage: Eukaryota; Fungi; Ascomycota; Eurotiomycetes; Eurotiales; Aspergillaceae. The record is from RefSeq and is a predicted model, not a curated record. Bases 1 to 201 code for a protein of 66 amino acids.
AUGGAUUUUCCAAGCGCGUCUCAAUUUGAUGUCUGGAACCGCAUGGUUAAGUCUGGUGCCACUGGAGACUCCUUGGCUCAAGCAUAUGCGGAUACGAUUCAGGAUGUUCUGGAAAAUGUGGGAAAUGAACGAGUGACAGCCUUUAUACAAGCUCCAGCUGUGAAUCCCUCUGCACCAUCCAAUAUAUACAUCGAAUGCUAG